This is a messenger RNA of Gastrolobium bilobum, 1170 nucleotides long. RefSeq names its product probable ubiquitin-like-specific protease 2A. The transcript is spliced from 7 exons. NCBI's taxonomy places the organism in Eukaryota, Viridiplantae, Streptophyta, Magnoliopsida, Fabales, Fabaceae. The coding region runs from base 113 to 976 and encodes 287 amino acids. The record is from RefSeq and is a predicted model, not a curated record. Gene Ontology annotation, biological process: proteolysis. Gene Ontology annotation, molecular function: cysteine-type peptidase activity.
GAAACGGGAAAGGGGAAGCGGAAAAGCACAUCAGAGAGACCAAAGGAGCUUAACUCCAUUGAGUAGUAACAAACUCUGCUUCAUGCCUUUCACUAAAUAUUAAUAUUAAUAAAUGAAACUGCGUUCAGCAUCAAAAAAAGUUACCAGCAACCUUGGUGACAAUGAAGUGGUUUUUGUGGAGCUAGAAACAGAAAUCAACUCAGGAUAUGGAACCGAGUUUGUCUAUGAUCCACAGGGAGAGAAAACCGAGCCUGUAAGAGAUGUGGUAGGAAGUGUUAUUUCAUCAUUUCCAUGUAAUUUCAGCAAUGUUCCCCAGCGAUUGCGAACAAAGAGGAAGAGGAAAUUCGAUGAGCAGGAAGCACUCUCUAUACCCAAGAAAAGGCUAGACAGUAGAGUCUUUGAUGAUUACUUGAAGAAAAUAUGGAAGAGUUUCCCAGAAGAUAAGAGGAGGCCCUUUGCAUACUUUGACAGCUUAUGGUUUAGUCUUUACAGGACUGCUUCAUCUAAAGACAAGGUGCUGACUUGGAUUAAAAAAGAACAUAUUUUCUCAAAGGCAUAUGUUUUUGUUCCAAUAGUCUGCUGGAGUCACUGGAGCCUUUUGAUCUUCUGCCAUUUUGGUGUGAGCUUGAAAUCAACUACCAAAUCGCGGUGCAUGUUGUUGCUGGAUUCUCUUGAAAUGGCCAAUCCAAGGCGGUUUGAACCAGAUAUUAGAAGAUUUGUACUAGACAUUUAUGAAGCAGGGGACAGGCCUGAGAGUAAGAAUCUCAUAUCUCGAAUUCCAUUAUUGGUGCCCAAGGUGCCACAACAAAGAGAUGGUAAUGAAUGUGGAAACUUAGUCCUCUAUUUCAUUUACUCGUUUUUGCAACGUGCGCCUAAGAAUUUUACCAUGAAGGAGUACCCUUACUUUAUGAAAAAAGAAUGGUUUACCUUUGAAGACUUUGAUGGGUUUUGUGGUAGACUUGAUUCAUUGAAUUAGAUGUCUCCAAAUUUGAGUGAACUAGAUCUAAUAUACAUCUUGUUGAUUAAUUUACAUUGCAUACGGGGUAAGGGGAGAUUUAUUCAUAUAGGGGCAGACAUACCUGGUUGUUUUAUCCGGUAGAGAGAGUGCUCUCUUCCAUGUUCAUAUUUAUUGGAAUUUCAUUUUGUGCUGGAAUUGAUGUUUACAGUACU